Molecule: messenger RNA, 4183 nt
Organism: Ixodes scapularis (black-legged tick)
Lineage: Eukaryota; Metazoa; Arthropoda; Arachnida; Ixodida; Ixodidae
Gene: Sans
Product: Usher syndrome type-1G protein homolog
Exons: 5
Coding region: 247-1689 (480 amino acids)
Molecular function (GO): protein binding
Source: RefSeq, a predicted model, not a curated record
GUUUCGUCUGCUUUGGGAGAGCGCGGAGAGCAACCACCUGCGUGCCCGUAACAACCGGUGUGCGUGUGAAGCUUUUUGGUCGCUGUUCGCAAAGGAAGCGCUUUUUGGGUUGUGGUCCGCGUUGGCCGUGCGACGAGUGAAUGUGGGCUCGGAGUCGUGUCUAAGCCUAACAGUGCCGACCUCGUCGAAACCACAAAAAUCGCCGUCGAUGUUGGCGGCGUGCCGACGCUGCGGCAACGAGUCGGCAUGGAUCACCGGGAUAAGUUUCACCGUGCUGCUCGCGACGGAUACCUGGAUCUUCUCCGAGAAGCGACGCGCAAGGAUUGUAACACGCCGGACGAAGAUGGCAUGACUCCGACCAUUUGGACGGCGUACUACGGUCAUUUGGAUGCGCUUCGGCUGCUCGUCGGACGCGGGGGCGACCCGGACCGCUGCGACCACUUCGGCACGACGGCGCUGCACUGCGCGUCGGCCAACGGCCACAUCAACUGCGUCUCGUUCCUGGUCUCGUUCGGCGUGAACCUGUGGGCGCUCGACAACGACUUCCACACGGCGUCCGACGUCGCCUCCCUCAACCAGCGGGACGAGGUGCUGCGGUUCCUGGACCAGGCCAUCUCCAAGCAGAGUGCGCUCAACAAGAAGCUGGUGCAGCGCAUGAAGGAGAAGGCGCUGCGGGAGGCGGACAAGCGCCGCAAGGGCUACCAGAAGCUGACGCGCAAGGCGGCCAAGAAGGCCGAGCGAGACGACAAGAUGCUCGAGAAGCAGCGCAAACGCAUGGCACAGGUGGAACUCUUGGUGGAAGCCAACAGUGGUACGGUGAGCAGUGGGGUGAUCCCACUUCACGGGGACAACCACAGGCUCGGGGGACUGCCGAGAGCCACCAAGUUCUCGGAUAUGGUCAACUCCGGGCACUCGACCACAGUGUCCAGUCGGAAGGGCCUGGGGGCCGUCUCCAAGAAGGUCCACCUCAAGAAGCAGACGACCGACCCAGGAGACUUCAAGGUGCGAGGCAUAGAGAGCAACGGCAAGAAGUCGGUCCGCUCCUUAUCUGGACUUCGUCGUGACACCGAGGUCCUCUUUGUGCCCAAGGGGUGCGCGGAAGAACCAACUUCCCAGCGACCGGCCCUCCAGGACUUCCUGGACGCCUCCAAUGAACUCUCACGUGCCAUUAGCGAACCGGAACUGGGCCCCGGAUUCGGACACACGGACUCGGGACUCGGAGACGACGAACCAGCCGGCAGCAUGUUUGAGCGGCCGGGUUUCGGGAGCGUCGCCUUUCGUAACUCCAUCUCGGGAACCCUGCUGUCUCUCCCGUCGUGCCGGAUGGAUGAUGAAGAGUGCCUGGUUCUGCCCUGCGGAAGCGUCGUCGACUCUAUCGGAUCGGCAGGAAGCCUUGCGCAGAGGCAGCGGAGCAUGCCCUGGGAAGAGGAUCCGGACGAAUACGACGAGGACGAAGAUCCUGACCGGACGCCGGCAGCCGUGGUGUUCUUGGCGGCGCAUGGCCUGGCAGAAUACGUCCCGCUUUUUUCGCAAGAAAAGGUGGAUCUCGAUGCCUUAAUGCUUCUGGGCGAGGAAGACCUGAAGGCCAUGGGUGUUCCACUGGGUCCACGCAAGAAACUGCUGAGGGCCGUCGAGCAGCGAAGAUCGGCUUUUGCAGACCCUGGAGAAGUUGCUGAUUCGAGGCUGUGACUUUGUGGAUGUGUCUGGAGCUCAGGACAAGGGUCUUUCGUGUCCUCUGCUCUCUUCAGCUGCGUCAUUGUCGCUGGGCCUUACUACAUUAGGGACCAAACCUGCGAGUCUUCUGUGCCUUGUCACUUGGCAGCAUUUCAAGUCAAGAUCUUAUUGACAGUACCGAGUGUUUGAGCCUGUCCAAUGACUAUCGUGUCCUCGAGGACAUUAAACUGUGGUUGCGACACUGAACCUUUUUCAGGAGUGCCGUGACGGCAGCAUCGAUGGUUAGUGUGGACAAUACUGCUUGCUGCUGACGCCUGUAUGUCGAAUGUGUGAACGAUUCAUUGGAUGAACAGUUAUGCCAAAUGGCUGUUUGUUGAUUUUUUAGCGAGUCGCAGACAGCUGAUGGACUGGAACGUUUCCGGCGAGCAAUGUUAUUGUGCGUUUGGGUGUUGUGGGAACUGUCUUCAUAUUCCGAAGGAUGAAACCUUUCUUUUAUAGCAGCGCUCUUUAGUCUGCUCUCUGCACAGCUCUGAAACCUAGUGCACAAAGAGAAGAUGCUGGCCAGUCAAGCCCAUCAAUAAUGUCCGUUGCAUACGGUGCGGAGGCAUAAAAUUUCCAUCAACACCAGUUGUAAUAUUAAAUUAGAGGGUCUACUACCUUUAGCAGGGGGCUUUUCAAGGAAUAUGUUACUAAGUAGUUCUGUAAAACAAUUUUGCCCUAAUAGUUGUGAAAGGAGCAUUUAUGGGAAUGCACUGUUUAAAGGACACUGAAGUUGAUUUCAGAGUAAUGUUUGAAAUUUAAAUAUAGGGUACACAUGCUGAGGGAAUGUCUGGCAGUCUACUAAGCCAACCUAAUGCCAUAGAGGUUCACAAAUGAUUGAAGCAGCCAAGAAAUCCACCACCCUUGCCGCAGUGCCUUAAAAAUAAUGGUAUUGUAACUAAUAUCAUGGUAGGUUUCGUUGAUAGCAACGAAAUAUUACUUUUUUUUUUCGGCAGUCAGGAGACGAGGUGGGGGAAAAUCGCUUUUAGUUUUGUUAAUAGAAAAAUUUGUAAGAAAGUCUGAGAAGCAUUGACCCGUGUCUGAAACCAAUUUCAGUGUUCCUGGCAUUAGUUUGCACACUAUAUUAAGAGUUAAAGAAAAGCUCCUACGAACUCUUUCCACUUUAGCAGAACGAACUCUGGAAAGGAGGUCGUCUCCUCUUCGGCUGUCUUCUAAAUUGGAAAGAGGUGGGAGAAGCUUCCCCUGAACUCCAUGUCACCGACUAUAGGGAUCUAGCUUCUUUAAUAUAUGAAGAUGGAUGGAUAUGUUGGCACUUACUAGAUCCAACUUUACCAACUGUUAGCGUUUGUGCCAUCUAGCGGUAAAAAGAGAUUUUCCCUCACUGUGCUAUGUAACAUUCUGUUGUCUGCUAAAACGGCAUCAUAUGAUGUUGAAUUUCGCAUUAAUAUUUUGUCUGAGUCGAGACUUUUAUCUGUUUGCCUGCUUGUUGAAAGAAGAUGUGUGCUGAGGAUUCUGGCGAUUUCAUCUAUAUGUUCCUAGCGUCUGUUUUUCACUGGGUAACAUGUUUUUGCUUUAUACCUCGACACAGCAGCAUACUCGUACAGUGCACAUUCGUUGUUUUCCUACCAAAGAUACAUACUUACACGGACUUUAUAUGCACUAUACUGCGGUAUCUAAUAGGACAGUGUAAUCGCAAGGUUUUAAAAGUAAUGUUAACUGAGAAACUUUUCGUGGGCUUUUGAUGCCUGCUAUCUGUCCAGCCCUACUAAAUGUUUCCGAUAUUGCUUCCCGACAAAUAUGUUUCUGGAAUUAAGCGUUUCGAUAUGACCCACCUGAUACCGAACAUUCCUUUUAUUAUGAUAUGAGCUCAGAGAAUGGGGUGCCUGCAGUGUUGGAAGCUGCAACAUUUUGUUUUUCAAAAUAAAAGUUAAUUGAGUUUUUUUUUUCACAUAUAAAUUUUAAAAUGCAGCUCUUUCUUUAUAAAAACAUAAAUGGCAACAGACUUUCAGAAUUCUCAAGUUGCGGGCAGAAUUUCGGAUGGAGGAAUAUGCAAAACCUCUUAUUCAAAGUUGGUGCUCCCUGUAUUGCAGCUAUCCUCACGAGCUUUUUGACAUCAGGUCAGUCACAGUGACUAGGUUAAUUGGUGUCAUGGGCACCAUAUCAUCACUACACAAAUACAGAUAAUCUUUCUACGGCAGAGAUUUUUUUUUCCUAUUCCUUUGUAAAAAGUAAAUCCGUUCAAACGGAGCUAACACCCAGUUCGUCAAGUUUCCCUCGAAGCUUCUUCAGAAAAUUCGUAGCAAAAUCAAAACGCGAAUGAGCUCUCACAUAUAAACAUAAACCACAAAAAUUGUGGAAAGUGAUACGUAUCCACACCGACUGAAAGUUGUGACAGAAUGAGAUUUCUGACCUCACUUUAGCGGAUAGCGUAGCACACGUCUUCAAUCCGAGCUUGUUUAAAACUCUUGGAGUGACAGAUUGAGUUAGCGCCAUAAAAAAGAGAAAAAAA